Molecule: messenger RNA, 1667 nt
Organism: Populus trichocarpa (black cottonwood)
Lineage: Eukaryota; Viridiplantae; Streptophyta; Magnoliopsida; Malpighiales; Salicaceae
Product: lysM domain receptor-like kinase 3
Exons: 2
Coding region: 223-1512 (429 amino acids)
Biological process (GO): protein phosphorylation
Molecular function (GO): ATP binding; protein kinase activity
Source: RefSeq, a predicted model, not a curated record
UCUUCCUCCAACACAACCCGAACACCAUAGACCGGAAAGUUUCUCUGUUUCUUGCAAUUAUAGGAAGACAACUCGGACAAGGACCUAACUGGAAACCCCCCAAAACAACCGACAAUCCCAGAUUUCUUGAGAUUUACAAACUUAUCUUAGCAAUCAAAAACCAGAACUUGACAGUUCUACCGAACUGUUUCAAUCAUUUAUGUUCCUUCCAUUUCUUUCUUCAUGUGCAAAUCAAAAAAGAGCACCAACAUCAUCAACUCUACAACUACCUCAAGAUCCAUGGCUACCGAAUCCUUAAAAUCAACACCACCACCAUCAUCUUCAUCCUCAUCAUCAUCUACUAUCAACCCACCAUCAUCUACUCACAAAUACCCAUCAACAUCUACUAACAAAUACCCAUCAACAAAUUACUCUCCAAACUACCCAUCAACAUCAAAGUCUUGGUCCUUUUCAAGCAAAACAUCUCUUUCUAACCUUAAAGAUUCAUUACCAGAAAACCCUCACAUUUAUGAUUUCUCUGAAAUCAGCAAAGCUACAAACAACUUUUUACAAAAACCCUUUUCGUCUUCCUCUUCAUCAGUCUCUUGGAGAUGCUCACUUCGUGGAAAAGAAUUGAUUCUUUUUCAACGCAAGUUUCGCCGUCAGAUUGAAUCACCUGAGCUUCAACAGAGGUUAUUGGCCAUUUGCAGGAGUCAUCACAGUAGCGUGAUCAAGCUUCUUGGUGCUACCACUUCAGGGAAUUAUAUCUAUCUUGCUUAUGAGUAUGUUCAUGGUGCAAAUUUAGCUACUUGUCUUAGGAAUCCACAGAACCCCAGUUACACAGUUUUAUCAUCGUGGUUAUCUCGUAUGCAGAUUGCUACUGAUAUAGCUAAUGGUCUUGAUUAUAUUCUCCACUGUUCAGGUUUGAAUUCAGAAUUUGUGCAUGGUCGUAUAAAAAGUUCAAGCAUUUUAGUUACUGAAGAUUCUUUGAAUGCCAAGAUUUGUCAUUUUGGGACUGCUGAAUUGUGUGGAGAGAUGGUGGGGAAUGAAAGUUCUUUGUCGAAAAAUUUUGGUAGGUCAGAUAGUAGGGAAAUGAAAUUUGAAGGAACGACAGGAUAUAUGGCGCCGGAGUUUCAGGCAAGUGGAUUUGUGACUCAGAAAUGUGAUGUGUAUGCAUUCGGGGUGGUGAUUUUGGAGUUGGUGUCUGGGGAGGAGGCGUUGCGAUAUGUGUUUGAUAAGGGGGGUGGAGUUUAUGAGAGAAUUAGUGUGAUUGAGAUGGCAAGGGAGGUGGUGGCUGCUGGUGAGGGUGAGUUAAGGAAGUGGGUUGACAAGAGGUUGAAGGAUUCGUAUCCGGUUGAAGUAGCAGAGAAGAUGGUGCUGUUGGGAUUGGAGUGUGUGGAUGAUGAUCCUGAGAAGCGGCCCCAUACGGGGCUAAUUGAUGUUAGAGUCUCUAAAUUGUACUUGAAGUCAAAGAAAUGGGCUAAAAAGUUUGGUUUGCCCACUGAUUUCUCGGUCUCUUUGGCGCCACGAUGACAACAAUUAAUAAGAAAUGAUGGAUCAAUUGGUUUUUUCUAGUUUUGUUGAUGAUAACUUGUGCAAAUAGGAUUUGAGAAAUCAGAUUGAUAGCGGAUCAAUUGAUGAUUUUUGUAAUCAUGCAGAUGAUAUAACAAGUGACAUUUCUGCGUUGA